AUUUCUAGAAGGAGGAGAAGGAGAGCGGAUGUUUACGUUUUUAAAGGAACUUCAAACAAGUUUAAUUUCCUCGAGAAAGUCCUAAAACAUCACGAUGUGGGUUCGUCCAGAGGAGGUUCUCAUUGCAAAUGCUUUGUGGAUCACAGAGCGGGCGAAUCCAUACUUUGCGCUUCAGAGACGCAAGGGUCACGGAGGGGGAGGAUUGACCUCUCUCGUCAUUGGAACUUUGGACUCGGUCCUGGACAACAAGUCUGCGCCUUACCGCAUCUUACACCAGACACCUCAGUCAGAGCUCUAUCAUACCAUAGCAACUGCUCUCCACAAGAAAGACAUCAUAAAACACUGGGAAUGGAUUGAACAGAAUCUCAUGGUGACUCUCGAUAACUUUGAAGCAGACGAGGAUGUGACCGAGUUUGUGAAGUGUAAGAUAGAGAGCCUGGUGGCCAACGUAGAAACGGCAACACCCACAGAGACUAAAGAAGAUGAAGAGAGCAAACGUUUCAAGGCCGCCUCUGAUAAAUGGAGACGGCUCUUCAACAUACCCGAAGACGAGAAGCUUGUCAACUAUUACUCAUGCAGUUACUGGAAGGGUCGCGUCCCUCGUCAAGGCUGGCUCUACCUCAGCGUGGACCACUUCUGUUUCUAUUCCUUCCUGAUGGGGACCGAGUCCAGACUCCAGAUCAGGUGGACUGAGGUUACUCACCUAGAGAGGAGUAACUCUAUCCUCUUCCCGGAGAGCAUCAGAGCCAAGACGAGAGAGGGGCAUUCCUACUUCUCCAUGUUCGUCCAUCCCGAGGAGACGUUCCAACUCAUGCAGCAGCUCGCUAACCUGGCCAUGAGACAGCUCCUAUCGGAGGAAGGAUUCUCAGAAGACCUCAAUCUGCCAGAUCGCUCAAAAGUCAAGAAAAAAGCCCCAAAGAAGGUUUCCUCCCUCAAGCGAGAUCUAGAUGCUCGAGCACGAACUGAAGCUUACAGGAGGGUGUUCCGUCUACCGGUAGGCGAGAAGUUGGACGGCAAUAUCCCAUGUACGCUGUGGGCCCCGUACAACAAGUCAAACAUUGGAGGUACCAUGUAUCUCUCUAGGAAUUACAUCUGUUUCGCAAGCAGGAUUAAGAACCUGGUGCAUGUGCAAAUUCCUAUGAGAGAUGUGACGGUCGUAGAGAAGGUUGAGAAUUCAUCCCUCAUCACCCAGGGACUUCAUAUAUCAACUAGAGCUAAGAUGACUUUCCUUUUUGCCCAGCUAACUGAAAGGGAUUUUCUGGUCCAGCAUAUUGCUGACUUUCUGGCAAAAACAACUGAAAAUGCAAGGCCUACGGGAGACAGCAUCUCUAUAGCCUCGUCGAACGAAGGCAGUAUGACAAUCCCACAUCGCACGACCUCUGACCCCUUGCAAAGCAUACUGGGUACAAGCUACGGUAGCAACGAGAGUGAUCCCGACCCUUCUCCUGCAUCUACUAACUACUCAUCCAUGAUGUAUUACUCUACUGUGAUAACAGACCUCAACGAUUAUGAUAAUAGUGCAUCUGGUGAAACAAGCAGCGAACCAGCCAAUCACAGCAUGGCAUUCCAGCUCCAACCUGCCUUAGUGAAGCUGUUCAAUCGACGGGGGUCAGAUGAGAUCUCGGCCAGAGAGUCGGUGAAAGAACAUCUAUGGAACAUGCACUUCAAGGAGUAUGGAAGGGGUGUAUGCAUGUAUCGUACGGUAGAGACCCAGCAUCUGAUCGUCAAGGGUCUACCUGACAGCAUACGAGGCGAGAUGUGGAUGCUAUACUCUGGAGCCAUCAAUGAGAUGGCUACCCAACCAGGCUACUACCAGUCGCUAGUUGAAAAGAGUCUGGGAAAGGAGACUAUCGCGACAGACGAGAUAGAGAGAGACCUACACAGAUCCCUACCUGAGCACCCUGCCUUCCAGUCAGAGCUAGGUAUAGCAGCCCUCAGGAGAGUUCUUACUGCCUAUGCCUACCGCAACCCUACCAUUGGUUACUGCCAAGCAAUGAACAUAGUCACAUCGGUGCUGCUCCUGUAUGCCAAUGAAGAAGAGGCCUUCUGGCUUCUCACAGCCGUAUGUGAACGGCUCCUACCAGACUACUACAACACAAGGGUCAUAGGAGCCUUAGUUGAUCAGGGUGUGUUUGAGGAAUUGACAAAGGAAACCAUGGCAGAGCUCUACAUGAAGAUGGAUGAACUAGGCAUGCUGAGUAUGAUCUCACUUUCAUGGUUCCUAACCGUCUUUCUCAGCGUGAUGCCGUUUGAGAGCGCAGUGAACAUCAUGGACUGCUUCUUCUACGACGGCGCAAAGGUCAUCUUCCAGAUUGCACUGGCGGUCCUAGACGCCAACUACGAGGCCCUGCUCGAGAGCGAGGACGAUGGCCAGGCCAUGGUCGUACUCAGCCGCUACCUGGAGAACGUGGGGAACCGGGACGCCACCAUGCCUCACGUCCAUCAUGCCUCGGUCAUCGUAGGGAACGAGGGAAAGGAUCCAACACGGGUUUCCGUUGAGGUAUCGGAGCUCAUCUACAACUCCUACUCCAAGUUUGGCUCCAUCUCCAACGAGAAGAUCGAGAAAAUGCGGUUGAACGAGAGACUGAGAGUCGUCCAGGGGCUGGAAGACACUGCCAGGAGGAGCGUCAUCAGGAGUCUGGUAUCAGAUACGGCCUUUGGAACCAAAGAGCUGGAAGAACUUUAUCUCCUCUUCAAGGAGGAGUUUCUCACAGGUAACCUUCUCUCCAACACACCCAUCAUGGACCACGCCCAGCACUUCCUCUCUCUGGUCAAGCUAGACCAAGAGAAGUACCUCACGCUCUUCCUGGCCCUGUCCCCUUGGGCUACUGGCUCCCAGGCUGAAAAGCUUGCUAUAAGGUCCUUUAGGGUUUUGGAUCCUGAUCACGACUGCCUUAUCAACUUCAGGGAUUUCUCUUGGGGCAUGGGCAUCAUGUGCCGCGGUGAGAUGCCCCACAGGCUCAGGCUUUUAUAUGAGAUGCACUUACCCCCUGCCCUAACGCCAGAAGACCUAGAGAGUCCCAGUGAAACUCAUACAGAGUGCAGUACAGUGGAAGUCCCUUCACCAGACGACUGCGAUGUUGACGUGGGCAGUGCUGAUGACGCCGACGAAGCCGUGGAUGCAGCAGAGUUCUUUGGACCGGACGCGACACCACCUACCACAUCUACUACAACUUCAUCUUCUACCGCCGUCCCAGCAACAGGAGCUGCCAAACCUCAGGAUUCUCCGCAGCAUGCCAGCCUCGGUUCCAGCCCUCGAUCACCAUCAUCAGUCACGUCUCCUUCCAAGCGUUCCAAUCCGUUCCUGACGAACCCCGACCCGACCCUGCCCCCGCCCGAUGAGGAUACCGUCUUUGAGUUCGCCAGCGAUGAUAGCAGCCUCAAGAUCAGCAGUGAAUCCGUCAAGGAGCCACAGAAACCUGUAGAGGGUUACCAGUUUUACCUCAAGAAAUGGCAGCUGGAGAAGGAGGCAGAGGAAAGAAGAAAGAGCUUCAAACAUCUACCUCGCAUGAAUCAGGAGCAAUUCAUCCAGCUCCUGAAGAGCCUCUAUGACAUGUUUGUAGACCACCCCGAGGAGCAGGAGCUCUACCGUUCCCUAGCAACCGUCGGGACACUCCUCUUUGAGCUCGGGGAGGUAGGCAAGAGAUUCUACAAGCGCAGUCAGUCGUCUCCAGCCAAGACCUGGAGUGAGCCCUCGACGUCGAGUGCUUCACUCGGAGAGGAGGUGCAUGAGAAUUGCAUUGGUGCUGCUGCGAUGGGCGGUGAAACUCAAGGUGGUGAUGGCAUGGAAAAGCCUGGGGAGGAGUCUAUUGGUGGUGUGCGUAUUGAAGAGACUGGGGAGGAGUCUAGGAGGGAAGCAGAUGAAGGUGUCGAUGGUAGUCUUGCGGCCAGGAGUUGUGUGACUGGUGGUGAUGGAGAUGGUGGUUUGACAGAUGCGAUGAAGGAUGCAUCCAUUGAAGAGCCUGUUGAUGAGUCUAGCAAUGCGGAUCCCAGUGCUGUAACUGAACACUGUGAUUUGGAUCCAGCCAUAGUGACAGCACAAUCUGACAGCACUGCCUCAGCACUACCAAGGCCAGACACACUUCCUACAGAACUGCCUAAGCUGGUGGAUAAUGAGUGGGCAAUUGCAUUUGAACAGUUCCUGGCUUCAAUGUUGAAUGAGUCAUCGUUGGUGAAGUUUUUUGAGAAACCUGUACAAGUCUCGGGACUAAUCGAGAGUUUUAGACAGCGCAAGGUUUUCCAAAGACAACUAAGUGACGUCAGCUUCAGUAGUUCUCCAUAAGCCACAGAUGACCAUUUCAUCUGUUGAAAUCUAUUUGAAAUACACAUUGAUUGAAAAAUGAAACCAUACAUUAUGACAUCAUUAUGACAUCAUGUAUAGCAACACAAUUGCUACAAGGGGCACCUGUGCAGAUUGAGAAUUGUAGCAAGCGCAACACUUACCAGAAACAUCCAAGCGAUAUCAACUUUGGUAGUUUUUCAUAAGCCAUAGAUGGCUAUAACUAUUUCAAAUACACAUCAAUUGAAAAAUGAAUCCAUAUUGCUAUCAGAUGCUCCGGUGUAUUCUUAAAGCUGUUGUAAAAUCAUUUGAUGAAGAUAAUUUAUUUAUCAAUAAUUCACUUCUAUAUCAUCUAGACAGAUUUUGGUAUAUCAUAUCAUGGCUCCACAAGUUUCCCACAUUUGAUCAUCUUUUUAGAGUAUGUCCGUGUGUACAAACUUUCCAUUGAUUGUUAUGGUAAACGUGCUUAUGUGUAAUAAGAAUCCGCAGUAAUUUAAAAUAGCAAUUUUAUAUUAGUUGGAAAAUUCGACAAAUCUUUCACAUCUACAUGUGUAAUUUGAUCUUAGAAAAUGUAUACAGUCCAAACAUAUACAUAUUGCUUUACCAUUUCAUUAGCCACUUUUCAGUUGUUUAUGCUAUAUUUUAUUCCCUUAUAUGUAUGUACAUGUAGGCCUCGUAUAUGUAUUGGCAACCAUCAGCCUCGAGAGACAAUCGAGGUUGCGCCUAUAAAGUCAGUCUGGUAGGUUUACUUUGAAUCAUCGGGCCAUCGCGUAACAUGACCUUUUGUGAUAUAAAGCGGAAGAUCAUGUGAAGAUGUAUGUGAAGGACCAGACCUUUCACAGAUUUGACGUAGGGUUUUCACAAAGCAUCGGGUAGUUUAACCAAGCCAUUUGUAGAUGAGAAGCGUUACUUUAUUUCACAAACAUUAUCCCUGACAUUUCGUGACAAAAGGGGAAUGUUUUCACAGUAGGUCGGGUAUAUAACCCCUCCUGACCCGUCGCAAUGACUUGAUGAUUACAAGUAAGCUGUCUGGUAUAUAGUUUACUUGAACCUCCUGUUGUGGAAGGUCUUGUAUAUAAUUAUUUCCUAUUGUAUUUUUAUUUGUAUUUAAGCUUUUUAGAGGAAGAAUUAUAAGGUGCUAGAGAGUUAUAUGUUUGUUCAUCCAUGGGCCAACUUAAAUAGAUCUCCAAUGUUGGCAACAUCGAGUUUGUUGAAUUAGGAUGAUUUUGAAGAAAGAAUUAAUGCCUCAUAUAUUUAAACCUACAUACUUCUCUUAUGAUCUGAUUUUUUUGUCUACUUCAAUACCAACGAAAACAACAACAAUAUAUUAUUAUUAUUCCGUCAACAAAUAAAGGCUAUUUUGACAUGACAUGGCUGCCUUUUUAUGUAUAUAAAUGUUGAAGUAAACUCCACUUUAAUACAUAUUUCAAUGAGAUGUUCGUGAAUUUAUACUUAUGAUGGUUUCAUGCAACGAUGCCCUUUUUAUUAAGGCACAAUUGUAAGUUAAUGAUGAAUUAGUGAUACACACAUACUGUGUGUAUCAGCUUGAGCAACAUUAUGAAGUAAAGUGGCCUACAGCUCAAACAUAAGUUUAUAACAUUCAGUUUACAAUUUGCAAACUCCAGCUUGAUUUAUAUACCUGGUACUACUCAUAAUUUUAUAGUUAUUUUGAUUGAGAAUAUAUAUAUUUUUGACAACUGGUACAGUAAGUCAUGUAUGGGGCGACAGAUACAAUCACCACAUAUAUUUUUUCUUCCCCCCCCCCUUUUUCUUUUAUUGGAAUCAUUCCGCCAGUCUUGUGCAAUUGUUUUCAUAGAUUUAUUUGCUGAAAUGAAUCGUGCACUUACAAUGUAGGUAUAUUUUCUAUUGAAUAUGAACAUUUUAGUUUAAGAGAUUUUAUUCCACAUUCUCCAAUCGUAUUCUAUUUACUAUGAUUUGUUAAAGUGUUUAUACAAUGUAAAUGUAGUUUGUGAAGCGAUUAACUUUUGUUUAUGGCGUGCAUGCAUGUAUA
Messenger RNA from Strongylocentrotus purpuratus (purple sea urchin), 6290 nucleotides. Its product is annotated as TBC1 domain family member 9B. The coding region runs from base 95 to 4282 and encodes 1395 amino acids. NCBI's taxonomy places the organism in Eukaryota, Metazoa, Echinodermata, Echinoidea, Camarodonta, Strongylocentrotidae. Gene Ontology annotation, molecular function: calcium ion binding. The record is from RefSeq and is a predicted model, not a curated record. The transcript has 27 exons.